UUGAAGGCCCCACUCACUCAUCACUAUCCUCUCUCCUUCACUACUCUUCCAACCAUUUCUAUCUUUCAAUUUCUUCUUCUCCCCUGUGCUGCACACACAGAAUCUUGAAAUUAAUAGCAACACAGAAGGAAUGGUCUCUUUUGCUUCAACACUUCCCUCUUUGGUUUCAUUGAUUCCUUCACCAUCUUCCAUUAGCAAUGCCUCAAGACACCACCCUCCUCAACCUGGUAUGAUUUGUUGCAAGAUUGGAUCAGAGCUUAAUAUUGAGGAUCGCUUUCAUAGACGUGAUAUUCUUCAAUCUGUUGGAGCAGCAGUAGGCAUGGACUUGAUAGCAAGAUCCAGUGCAUUCAUCGAAGUAGCUAAUGCUGCUGAUUUGAUACAACGCAGACAGCGGUCAGAUUUUCAAUCAAAGAUCAAACUGACUCUUUAUGAUGCUAUAAAGGCAAAUCCGGAUAUAAUUCCAUCCUUACUAACUUUAGCACUUAACGAUGCCAUAACAUAUGAUAAGGCAACAAAAACCGGGGGUCCCAAUGGAUCCAUACGUUUCAGCUCAGAGAUCAGCAGACCAGAAAAUAAGGGGCUUGAUGCUGCUUUGAAUUUGUUGGAGGAAUCAAAGAAGGUUAUAGAUUCAGAUUCCAAAGGUGGACCAAUCUCAUAUGCAGAUCUCAUCCAAUUUGCCGCACAAAGUGCAGUCAAAUCAACCUUUAUCGCUUCUGCAAUUAGCAAAUGUGGUGGUAAUGUAGAGAAGGGGACUUUGUUGUACUCUGCAUAUGGUUCUAAUGGACAGUGGGGCCAAUUUGAUAGGAUAUUUGGGAGGUCAGAUGCCCAGGAGCCUGAUCCAGAGGGAAGGGUGCCUCAGUGGGAUAAAGCAAGUGUGCAGGAAAUGAAAGACAAGUUCAAAGCUGUUGGCUUGGGCCCUCGUCAGUUAGCAGUAAUGUCUGCAUUCUUGGGUCCUGAUCAAGCUGCAACAGAGACCCUACUCGCCAGUGAUCCAGAAGUUCUUCCUUGGAUUCAGAAGUACCAAAGGAGCAGGGAAACAGUGUCUCGUACUGAUUAUGAGGCUAGUAUAUGCUCCCUACUUAAAUUUAUAAAAGACCUUCACAAUAUCUAUGGAUAAUCUCAUCAAGGAUAAAUAAUAAGAGGCUAUCUAUUCGUGUGAAUGCACCACCAUCAUAACAGUUCAACAACUCGUAUUAAAGCAACUAACUACCUGGAAUAUUUGCACAAAGAUGUGACAUUGCUUCCUCUUUGUUAUCUCUCUUUCCCUUUGGUUUCCAUCCACAUAAUUAGUCACACGUUAUUGAUUGUAUAAUGUUAAAAUAAUACAUGCUUAAUGCUAUGCCUUAACAGCAAAUCUGUCUAAUUUCAGGUUGACUUGAUUACUACUGUUACAAAAUUAAGCAGUUUGGGACAAGUAAUAAACUAUGAGGCAUAUACUUAUCCUCCCAGGAAAAUUGAUGUUACCAAACUCAAGUUGUAGAAAGGUGGCAGCUGCAGUUUUUGCACUAUGAAUGCACAGCGCACAACAGAGAUAAAUAUGCUUACUGGCAGAUUAGUAACUGAGAGGUUUGAGAAUUAUUUUUUUUCUCACAAGAGGGGAUAGGAACUGUUUGGUUUGAACUGUAUUUACAAUAAGAUCUUUCAGUCACAUUAAUAUAUGUUGUAUAUGUAGAGCCUCAAUACAUAUUGUCCCCCAACAGGAACAGGAUUAU
Solanum stenotomum is the source of this 1712-nucleotide messenger RNA. RefSeq names its product thylakoid lumenal 29 kDa protein, chloroplastic. NCBI's taxonomy places the organism in Eukaryota, Viridiplantae, Streptophyta, Magnoliopsida, Solanales, Solanaceae. Bases 131 to 1117 code for a protein of 328 amino acids. Gene Ontology annotation, biological process: response to reactive oxygen species; hydrogen peroxide catabolic process; cellular response to oxidative stress. The record is from RefSeq and is a predicted model, not a curated record. Gene Ontology annotation, molecular function: heme binding; peroxidase activity. The transcript has 10 exons. Gene Ontology annotation, cellular component: chloroplast thylakoid membrane.